UGACUGUGUCAAUACCGACCAGGUAGUCAGGGGGGCUACUUGGUGACACUUCACUACGCACGUAAACACGACCUUAUUCACGUGACAUGCUAUCCUGUGGUUCAUUGUAACAGCACAACACAAGAGCACGCGUACAGGUGUUACUCUGACUUCAACCUAGUAAUUUGUAUAAAAAUGGCAGCAGGUUUUUCAUGCGUCAUGACGUUCCUGGUGACGUUUGUGUUCCUGUGUUCUGGUCAGUCUGUCUGCAAGCCACCGCCGGAGGAGAAAUGUUCGUGUAACCAGGUAGUGAACGUCGGUCCCGACGAAGGAUUGAAAUUUGAACUGGAUCGUCUGAAAAUCGUCGUGGACCAACUUUCACAGAAGAUAGCAAAUUGGUCAGAAGAUCGAGUAUCGACCCUUGAGGAACAGCUGGCUCAGGAGCGAACCAUUCGGGCAGAACUGGAAGGGAGGGUCAAUGGUCUCCAGGAAGAGUUGGCACAUGUGCAGAACACAUCGGCCCAGCAGAAUGGCCUUUCGGGAAAACUGAAAAACGACCUGUGCAGCGCAACACCCAAGCUGGGGCGGCUUUUCCAGGUCAGGUCACCGGCCGGUGACUACAAGUACGACUUAGAUGAGGCAAGGCACGCAUGCGCAGAGCAGGAUGCAACCCUCGCCUCCUAUGACCAGCUGUACCAGGCCUGGAAGGAUGGGUUGGGUUACUGCUUAUGCGGGUGGCUGUCGGACGAGACUGCCCGGUAUCCAACGCAAAUUCCCUCGCCAGGCUGUGGCGUAGUUGGCAUCAACGACUGCGGCUGGCUCACCCAGUACAACGCCUGGUGCUUCCGUGCGCUCAGCUUCUGUGGCUGACACAACAUCACUGUCAUGCCAAGUGGUUUCAAAUGUAAAUAUUGAAAUAUUAUAUAUUUGAAUGACCUCUGGUCUCCUACUAUACUGAGUUAUAUUGUUACUUUUCAUACUGUCAUUAGCCUAGGUUAUGGAUUGUAAGUAUAAGAGAUUUUUGUGAUUUGUGACUUUAUUAUGUUAUGAUAUGUGUAUGUUUAUGUAUGUAACGUUAUGUAUGUCAUAAUACAUAUGAGGCCCGACAUCAGCUCAGCUGCCAGGCCUUCCACUGUAUUGCAGUGUUGGCAAUUUAGAUAAAUAAAAUAAAUAAAUAAACAAAUGUGAUGACCAUAACAUUGUAACUACGGUGUCAGUAACUUACACCGUGAUUAUAGCUUCGAUACCUGCAAGAUAACUGCAUUGAUCAGUAAUACUUCUUCUCACCUUCUCACCCGGCCGCCUGUAUGUAAUACUGUACCUGAUAUAAUCUCGGCUGUUGGUUGGAUCAAUACGUCUCACAAUUGUAUUGGAAACUCCCGGAUCGAAAAAAUAAAGAACACCGUGCUUCUCACGGUA
This is a messenger RNA of Branchiostoma belcheri (Belcher's lancelet), 1398 nucleotides long. RefSeq names its product hyaluronan and proteoglycan link protein 4-like. The record is from RefSeq and is a predicted model, not a curated record. Gene Ontology annotation, molecular function: hyaluronic acid binding. NCBI's taxonomy places the organism in Eukaryota, Metazoa, Chordata, Leptocardii, Amphioxiformes, Branchiostomatidae. Bases 175 to 849 code for a protein of 224 amino acids. Gene Ontology annotation, biological process: cell adhesion. The transcript has 4 exons.